Messenger RNA from Coregonus sp. 'balchen', 5120 nucleotides. The record is from the annotation of a GenBank genome assembly. NCBI's taxonomy places the organism in Eukaryota, Metazoa, Chordata, Actinopteri, Salmoniformes, Salmonidae.
ACAGGCUUUAGGUGUAUAUAAGACGUCCCCUGGCCACACACCACACAAACAAGACGCUCUCGAGGAAGAAGCAUGAAGACUUUCAUUCUGUGCUUACUACUAGUCAACCUGGCAAUAGUGGUUUACUCUUUGCCAAUAUCGCCACCUACUGAAGAAGAUGAAGUUCUUGCAGAGGUAUGCUUUUUGUCACAUCUUUUGCUAGAAGGGUCUAUAUGGGUUUUACAACUGAAAUUAUUAUGAUAGAACAGAUGUGUACAUGUAACAUCAUAUGGCUUGGUCAGGUUGUUAUUGCAAAACAGAAUAUUGACUUACCCGGUUAAAUAAAGACUAAAUGAAUAUACAUUCUAAUGAGUUAUGUUGAACUAUUGAAGUGCAAGAACUAUUGAAAUCCCUGCUUAGUUAGUUGCUAUACUCAUAACACAGUAAAGUAGUUGUUUAUUUUAACUCUUGCUGUGUGAGCCUUGUACACCUACCAUAGGAUAUUAUAUUCAUAACUGUAGUAAAUGGCACCAUAAUGUCCUAUCAUAUUAACAUCAUGCUUGCUCUGUUUUCUGUAGACGUACCUGAAGAGAUUUUUUAACCUGACAGAGGAGACGGGUCCUACGGCCAGACGGGGGCCCAGCCAGCGGAGCAGGAAGGUCAGCGAGAUGCAAACGUUCUUUGGCCUCCAGGUGACAGGCACCUUGGACGCUGAGACCGUGACGAUGAUGAAGAAGCCACGCUGUGGGGUACCUGAUGUCCAACCCAGCCGUUUCACCACCUUCGACAAUCGCAAGUGGCAGACCAACCAGGUUACCUACAGGUGAGAGGAGUGAGAAAGCAUAAAUACACCACGGUCAAAUGUGUAUAAGACAAAAUAGAGCUUGUAAUGUUAACAUUUAGUUAAUUGCAAUAUCAAUCAGGUGGUCUUUAAACACAAAGGCAAGUAUCCACUUAGUGUGGAUAAUAACGUUUUUGUAUUUGCAAACAUCAAGUUAGAGUGAUAAGCCUUGAGAUUGUCAGGGAUUGCUGAACCAAAAAAUUAUUUUCAACAUUGAGAAAUGUUUUGACUGUUGGUGUAUUGUGUUCUUCAGGAUUGAGAACUACACCCCUGACAUGUCUGUGGCUGAGGUGGACAACUCCAUAGAGAGAGCACUACAGGUGUGGGCCAAGGUCUCCCCCCUGAGGUUCACCCGCAUCUACAGCGGCACCGCUGACAUCAUGAUCUCCUUCGGCACCAGAAGUAAGCAACUUUUAUCCUACCAAACGCAAUGUUAAUGUGACCAACUGAAACAGAAUUCAUUCAAUAUUAAGAAAGUCUAACCUGGAAGUACUUGCGUGGGUUUCUGGAUAUGUUUUUAAAAGCUACACUGUAACUGAAAACUGUAAUUUAUACAGUAAUUUUGGUAUAGUAAAAUACUGUGAAACGUUUACUGUAAAUUAUGAUGCAUUGUGGGAACAUUUUGUGGGUGGGGAAGGAAUUGCUGUAUUUCGAAUGGUAGUGUAAUUCCAUCCCACAGAAUACAGUACCAGAUCGUAUUUUUGGAGUGCCAAAAACCUUUUUUCCACUAGUGAGUGCAUGGCAUUGUUGUCUGGCUCAUUAACAUAUUAUGUGGUGGGCCUUGAAAGAGGCUAUAUUUGUUGCACCUGUUAGUGAGAGUGCUGUUCCACUUUAACUGGUAUGUGGUAGUAGUGCCCCAUCAAUUACAAUGUAUAGGGGACAGAUUAGAGUGGCUGCAAGUCUUAAACCUUUAAUGCUCAACCUCAAAUUACCAACCUGUUUGCAACAAUCCCACGUAAUUACAGUAAAAUACAAACCCCACCUCCCCUCAGUGAAUAUAAUUCAUUCAUCCAUUCAUUACAGUCUAAUACAGCCAAUUUUACAGUAUUGUACUGUGUGUAGUUACACAGUACAUGCUUAGAUACUAUACUUAGAAUACAGUCGGUAUAUUGCAAUAUGAAAUACAGUAACUUACUAACCACUAGCUGCCUGUAAGUUACUGUCAAAUUCACGUUAACCCCUUUACAGUGUACUAUAAUACACUAAUAAGCUGAUGUACGAAAAUGUCAUACUGUACAUGUUCACAAAGAAUGCAUCCAUUUAAAAAGGGAACAUGCAGUAUGUACUGUACAGUGCUUUGUUUUGAAAGACACACAGACACUUCAAAGGCUCUCAGGAUGUUUUUGUAUAGCAGGGUUAGAAAGGGAGGGCUGUAGGGAGAUACCUGUGGAGGAUCCACUGUUUACAUUCCUCUUGUCAGAGCAUAGUGCAGGUAUAGGCCUAUUCAGGGGCACCCUCCGCUCCAUACCACUUACAUAACCAACAUCACCACCACUCGUAAACACAGACAUCCACAAUGGUCUCAGUGGCUUGCUACUGCACUUUAAUCUGUCUUGUACAUGUUUUGAUGAGUUGAAAGAAUGGAGAGACACCCAGAUACCACUUACAUAACCAACAUCACCACUCGUAGUCUUAAACACACACAUCCACAGUGGCAUCAGUAUCAUGUCACUGCUCGCCCCUCACUAUAAUCCGUAUUUACAGUUUGAUGAGUUGAAAGGGUGUUAUUAGAGCCACUCUGCCUUAUUUCACCCUCUGAGGUGUUACGAUGGGCUCCCUAUAAGUGCAUCGGUUUUAAGAAACUAACAUUUGAUACAAAUAAUUUGAAUAUAAAUGUUUAUACAGUAUGGAUUUGUCCUCGUCUCUGAUGGCUCAAACUAUGAUUUCUCCCAUCUGUGUAGAUCAUGGUGAUUUUUACCCCUUCGAUGGCCCGGAUGGCACCCUGGCCCAUGCCUUUCCGCCUGGUCCUGACAUUGGAGGAGAUGCUCAUUUUGACGAUGACGAGUACUUCACCUUCAGCUCAACCAGAGGUGAGACCCUCUAUCACAACAAUAUGUGGAACAUGACUUAAUUUACCCUGUUUCAAUUCUAGGACAAUCCUGGGUGACAUGUCAUGAUAAUUGCCACAAAAGAGUAGAAGAUCUGUACCAGUAAUUAUGUAUUAUCAUCAUAUAGGGUACAACCUGUUCUUGGUGGCUGCACAUGAGCUUGGCCAUUCCCUCGGUCUCAGCCACUCCAAAGACCCUGGAGCACUGAUGUUCCCAGUGUACAGCUACACAGACCCCAGCACCUUCUCUCUGCCUCGCGAUGACGUCAACGGUAUCCAGUACAUCUAUGGUCAGUAUUCAAUUAUCUUUUCUCUUUCUGCCCAGUUUGCUUUAGCUUUAUAUUGCUGUAUUCCACUUUGUUUGCUUUUGACUGAUCAACAAAAAGGUUCAGGCCAAAUACGUUAUAUUAUUGAUCUCCAAGUAAAUCAAUUAUGAGACUUGAGAACUGUGCAUUUUUUACAGGAACUUGAAUUUAUGAGUAUCUGUGUCCUCCAGGUCCAAACCCAGAUGUGAACCCCAACCCAGACAAGCCAGAUCCUACACCCCCUUCCACCCCUGAUGCCUGUGAUCCCACCCUGGUUCUGGAUGCUGUCACCACUCUGCGUGGGGAGAAGAUGUUCUUCAAGGGCAGGUACAGCAAAUCAUGUAGCCUAGAUCAAAUGUUCAGUGACUUAUGGUAACCUACAGCUCAAAAACAGUCAAUGAAUGACACAGUUUCCAAGGGAAACAGGUUGCCUGUUCAUGUGAUCCAGAGCUCUAACGUCCUCAUGUCUUCCCUCCAUCCUCAGGUUCUUCUGGCGUAGCUACUCUCAGAGCAGCACCCCACAGCAGAACCUCAUCAAGACCUUCUGGCCCGGACUCCCCGACAACAUCAAUGCUGCUUACGAGAGCCAGCUAUCUGACAGAGUGUUCCUCUUCAAAGGUAUGGCAGAGUCACCAAAUGCCUCAAAUUAGCCCUGGUAUGGCUGUAGUCUCCAUAACAUGUCUAGAGACAAGAACAGUGGAGGCUACAGCCAUUUAUAGAGCUAGCCUCAUACACUACUACUACACUACAGGCUAGUACACUAUACAAUAUGGCUGUAAUGAAUACUGUGUGAAUACGUGAACCUGUUAAAGAGUCAUAUCUCAGUAAUACUGUCUCUGUCCCUGCAGAUCGUCAGGUCUGGGCUCUCUCCGGCUAUGACAUCGUCCCCGGCUAUCCCAAAAACCUGAACAGCUUGGGUCUGCCCAGUACCGUGAAAAAAGUAGAUGCCGCCCUGUACGAUGUAGAUUCUCGCAAGAGCUUGUUCUUUGUUGGUGACUACUACUACAGGUUAGUGGAGUCUAGUUUAUCAUUACAAGUUAUUGCAUUUUUAUUCACUUUUCUAUGUACUGUAUAUUGCCAUUAGAUAUUGAUGUCAAGAGUAUCACAAUCUCACUAAUAUUUCUGUUACCGUAGUUACGAUGAGGAAAUGAAAAGGAUGGACAAAGGUUUCCCCAAGCGUGUGGAUGAAGGGUUCCCAGGCAUGACAAGCAAAGUGACUGCAGCCUUCCAAGUCCGAAGUGAGUGUGAUACAGCAUCUAAACACAACUGUGCAUUACAAGCCAAUCAUAUGGAAAUAUACAAAAUAUGAUUUCAUACCUUCUACAGUUUUCAUUUAAUAUAAAAAAAUCCCCUGAAUAGUCCUUUUAAUGCAUAUUUUAGAUGUUGAGUAUUGAUAGUUUGUCAGUGCAGCAUCCCACUGGGCACAGACAUCAAUUCAACAUAUUUUCCUUGUUGGUUCAACGUCAAAAUGACGUGGAAACAAUGUUGAUUCAACCAGUGUGUGCCCAGUGGGAUGUCUCUAACCUCUCUACCCUAUAUGGUUUUACAGGCUUCACCUACCUUUAUAGUGGCUCCUACGUGUUUGAGUACAGCAUGAGGACCAGGAGACAGUUACGUGUGCUAGGAAACAGCUACUUCCUGCCCUGUUAGAACAUCGAGCCUCAUGAGCCGUUUAAAGUAGCAGCCGUGAACAACAAUGAAUGCAGCCAAAUAACAGUUGUAUUUUUUUUCUAAUACGUAAUGUUGUUGUAAUUUAGAAAUUUUACAGAUUUGUUUUCUAAUACAUAUUGUCACAUAUCUAUUUAAAUAUAUAUUCAUGUAUCUAAAUUAUUUGAUAUGUUUCUUGAUUAAAUCGUAACCUAAAUAAUCAGAAGAAAUUAAUGUCUUGAAUGAAGGCCAAACACAUUUUUACACUUUGCAUAUUCAAAUAAAUUCCAAGUUAUUGUGA